Messenger RNA from Mercurialis annua (annual mercury), 1526 nucleotides. RefSeq names its product GDSL esterase/lipase At5g14450-like. NCBI's taxonomy places the organism in Eukaryota, Viridiplantae, Streptophyta, Magnoliopsida, Malpighiales, Euphorbiaceae. The transcript is spliced from 5 exons. The coding region runs from base 188 to 1438 and encodes 416 amino acids. Gene Ontology annotation, molecular function: hydrolase activity, acting on ester bonds. The record is from RefSeq and is a predicted model, not a curated record.
AGCCAACAUUUUGUGAUUUUAUUGUUGAUUGCAUCAUAUCCUUUUCUAUUUGUUUUUUUGUUUGUUUUACAUGUAUAUAUCUUGUAUUUUUAAACUAAGUUUUCGUGAACUAAAAUCUCGAUCAGAACUUGUAUAACAAGUCAUCGAUCUCACUCAAUAUUCUGUUAGAGAACUCGAAUUAUCAGUCAUGAAUUUGUCAAGAUUACUCUUUAUGAUCAGCAGAAGAUGGAAUAAUCUUAAGGGGCUAAAACAAACUCUGCAAGUAGUGGUAAUCCUGCUUUCUUUAAUACUUGCCUUAUCGGUUUUUAUGAUAAUGAGAGGAGGAAAAUACAAUCUUGGUCACUUAAAAGGUUGUAACUUCCCUGCAAUAUUCAACUUUGGUGAUUCUAAUUCCGAUACUGGCGGUAUAUCUGCUGCGUUUCAUAGACUUCAUCAUCCUAAUGGCUAUUCUUUCUUCAAUAAGCCAUCUGGUCGGUUCUGCGAUGGGCGUAACAUCAUUGACUUCAUAGCUGAGAAAUUGGAAUUGCCUUACCUGAGUGCAUACUUAGAUUCUAUUGGGACUAAUUUUCGACAUGGAGCAAAUUUCGCUACUGGAGGGUCUACUAUUGAGAAAAUGAAUACUAGAAUAUUUGAAGGUGGUUUUAGCCCAUUUUCUCUUGACUUGCAGCUUUUGCAGUUUGAACAGUUUAAAGAACGGACUGUCGAGCUAUACAAUCAAGGUAGAAGCUCUUAUGUUACGAAUAGUCUUCCGAGACCUGAGGAUUUCUCCAAGGCGCUAUAUACAUUGGAUAUCGGACAGAAUGAUCUUCAUGCCGGACUCAAGUCAAUGACUGAGAAACAAAUUCUGGGAUCUAUACCCUAUAUUAUUGAUCAGUUUGCUCAGGCAGUAGAGAAACUGUAUCAACUGGAAGCAAGAACAUUUUGGAUACAUAAUACAGGCCCCAUUGGCUGCUUACCGUAUUCCGUAAUAAACUAUCCUCCGAAACCUGGAAACGCGGACCAAAUUGGUUGCGUCAAGUCCCAGAAUGAUAUUGCUCAAGAAUUUAACAGGCAGUUGAAAGAUAAGGUGGCAGAGCUUAGGAGAGAACUGCCAGAUGCAGCGAUUACUUAUACCGAUAUCUACACAGCGAAAUAUUCAUUAAUCUCUGAAGCAAAGCAGAAUGGUUUUGCUGAUGCAUUCGGAUAUUGCUGCGGACAUUACGGAGAUUAUCAAGUACGAUGUGGCGAAAAGGCGAUGGUAAAUUGGACAGAAAUUUCAGGAGAUGCAUGUAGUAAUCCUGAAGUGUAUAUUAGUUGGGAUGGCAUACAUUAUUCUGAGGCUGCAAAUCAGAUUGUGGCCAAGAAAAUUGUUGAUGGUUCCUUGUCAGAUCCUCCACUGCCCAUUGAUGAAGCAUGUAUACAGCAUCAUAGGCUGCAUAGCACUAAUGCAAUGAGAUAGAAAUUAUUUUUUGGAUUGAUGUUUGCUGACUGAAGCAGCUAUGUAACUAGAAUGAAACCACAUAAACAAGCAUUAUACUGUUUUUAAA